Molecule: messenger RNA, 8480 nt
Organism: Anopheles bellator
Lineage: Eukaryota; Metazoa; Arthropoda; Insecta; Diptera; Culicidae
Gene: unc79
Product: protein unc-79 homolog
Exons: 28
Coding region: 43-8334 (2763 amino acids)
Molecular function (GO): protein binding
Source: RefSeq, a predicted model, not a curated record
CCAACAAACUACUGGAGCAAAAAUCGCAUAGACUUUAUCUAAAUGACGGGCAGUUUCAGAAUUCAACUAAUCAAUAUGGGCACACGAGGAGCAGCUUUCCAAGCUAAGCUGCGUUGUCUACACGAGUAUCACGUGCGCCUUCUGAGCAACCAAAUACCGGCUCCAACUGGAUCGGAUGUAGCCAACACUAUAAAAUACUUUUCCCAAACACUUUUAACUUUGCUGAAAGAUGUCCCAUGUUCUCCAUUAGAAAUGAUUAAGGAUCCGUCACUGGAUCAAGUGCGUAUGUCAAGCUAUCCAAAUCUUGAGUAUCAAAAUCUGUACAACGCGCUCACGAUGCUGCUCGACGUUGCGUCCAACAUCCAGUCCGGACUGAAUCUGUUCGGCAAAGCGUUUCUGCAAUGUUUAGGUUGCAUACUACCAUUUCUCGACCGCGAUCUCAUUGACAACUUACCCUAUUUAACGGCAUCGAGUAUUUCUGUUCUACCAGCUUCACUUCACCAGGAGAUCAUAAACUAUCUUUGCUAUUAUAUUCUACCAUUUACAAUCACACGGCAAAGUGAUGACGAUCAUGAAUGCCACGCGUGUCAGUCAGUCUCGGCCGUCAUUAUGCUGGUGUUCCAGUACUCGACCAAUCCGGCGCAUCACUGCCAGCUGUUGGAGUGCCUGAUGCGGCUGAAGCACAACGUUGCCAAGGACUUGCUGUGCAUCAUUGGCUACGGUACCGCGAUGUCGCGCGCGUCGGCCGCCAAGCUACUUUUCUACUACUGGCCAGCCUUCGAUCCAAACCUGUUCGAUCGCAAGGGUUUGCUGUGUAAGUUCACCAACGAUCUGGUGCCGUUCGUAUGCCAACGUGAAUCAUGUCCGAAUGCUGGAAACGCGGAGGCAGUGAAGGUGUGUUAUGAUCAUUGUAUCAGCAUACUAUAUGCAUCGGAUGCACCCCCUCCGCUCUACCUUUGCAUCGAGUGCGCCAACGAGAUCCAUCGCGACCAUCGAAAUCUAAUGUUUGGCGACAUUUUGCACCCUAUGCAACAGGUUUCGAUGGUUUGUGAGAACAAGAACUGUCGUUCCCACGAAAAGUCGGCGGUAUCAAUCUGCUUUUCGACCGAAUGUGCCAGUUACAACGGCAAUCAUCCGAUACGAUACUGCAUGCAGUGCCAUGGUAACCGCCAUAACAGUCGCCGUGGCAUCGACCAUAUCGUACAUCGUAGCCUGCCGCCGAUGAUGAUGAUGGAUGCUGAAAUGCAAACGUAUCUGGUGGAAUCAGUAAUCAGUCUACUUCGCGAAGCGAAGCCCUUGAAUGUAGACUUUCGCAAGGAUAUGGCCCCUCAAGACCCAAAAUCAAACGUAACCAACACCGGCGAAGUGUCGGUGGACUUACUCACACUCGAAGAGCGACAAUUAUUGGGGCGCUACGGCAUUUGGUUGCUGGUCGGACGGUGCACACCAACGGUCGACACACCUGUCGAGAUUUUGGGCCGGUUGCUGUCGAUGCUGUUCCACUGGUUUCACGUGACCGCCUACUCGUACGACGGGCAAACCGAGAGUACGUUGGAGAAAUUGAAGCAGGACCACAUCUGCAGCUGGCUGAAGGAAGUCCGCAUUAGCCACUACAAGGAGUUCAUUGAUUGUCUGUUACCGCAUCCGCCCGAAUACUCGCGCGUUGGUGGGCACUGGGAUUCGUUGGCAUCGCGCACGUCGCACUUGAAGGAGGGUUUGCAGCGCCUGAUAUGCUUGAUACCCUACGAAAUUAUUACGCAAGAAAUAUGGGACACCGUGAUGCCCCAUUGGAUGGAAGCCAUCACAAACGACGUACCUGAGAAAGAGUUGUCCGAGUUGAAGAUUGUUCUGAACAAAAUUCUAGAUGCAGAAAUGUCGCCGCUCGGUUUUGACGCCAAAUCGAUGUACAACUUCGUGACAAUACGCUUCGAGAAAACGACUGCCAAAGUGCAGCAACAGGCGCUUUAUUGGUUGCAGAAUUUGACAAAGCUGGAAAUCGUCAUUCCUCUUCCCCAAUUGUUCGCAAUGUUCGGUGACGGAGUGCGAAUCAUGAAACACGGGGUUCAGGCCGAAAUAAACAAAGCCAAAGAUGUCACUCGAUCAGGAUUGACUGUUGGCAACGGGGGCAGUGGUGGUGGCGGUACGGGAGCCAGCAGUGAAAUUCUUGCCGCUGGGUUGAAACUUUCCAAGGAGCGAGAUCUGCAACCACCAAGAAGGAGCUCCAUAUCACCAGUUGUUGAAGACGAGUCUGGCAACACUUCAGCCAUGUCAGACGACGAAGUUCCGAUAAGCAAGUGCAUGGAAUUUUCGUCCGAUGCUGAGCACAAUCUCACCUGUUGCGUGCUAAUGUUGGAUAUUCUAUUACGCCAGAUGGAACUACAAGAAAUAGAGAUGCAUUCGGGCAUUUACACCACCGUCGCCGAGAAUGUUUGCCGCCUUCUGAAGUGUAUGGUGACCGCAGCCAACGUCGGAAUGGGCAACCAUUAUUGCCGACAGAUGGAUUGUGCUUAUUGCGAAACAUCGGUAAUGUGGCACCAGCUGUCCACCAAGUUAGUGCAGUAUUUGGCUCCGAUCUAUCCUGUAAACCCACCAGAUCCGCCACUGCAAACCACCAUGGACGAUGAGAAAACUCGAAAAAGCCCGCCCGAGCUCGAGAAGGAAGUGAAACCUAAUGAGCGCGAUAUAUCGCUCUCUAUGGCACCGCUACACAUACCGCUUGGACCAUUAGUCAUGCCUUCUAUUCUUGACGAUGCCGGAAAAGUUAUAAUCAUGGCAGGUCCAGUGCCGGUAGCAGUUCCACAACCGGAACCUCACUCGGUUGGUGGUGUAUUAGCCGUAUGUAGUAUGCCGCAUGUUUGUUCUAUCAUGACGGCUACAGUGGAAACUGUUUCAGAGCAGCUGGAUUUAGCUGCCAUCAUGCCUUCGGAGAGAGUAGUACCGGCCGUUGCACGAUCUGUAACGUUAUCGGAAGCGGAUGUUGCCACCGCCACCGUUCAGAUUGCAAAACCGACCGUUAUCGGCGAAAGCAGUUCCGAAGCAGAUGGAUUGGACUCGGAAAAUUUCGAAAGUUCUCACCCAUUCGAAGCCAAUGAAGAGUUUUGGCACACAUCAGUGGGAAAGUUUAAGUUUUCGAUCGAUACACUGCCCCAGUCAUUGCAAUUUAUCUAUCAGCUACUGAAAGAAAUUCCCAACAUUGACAAAGCAGACAUCCUUUAUUAUGUGUUGCAGUGUUUGAAUAUCAUGGUGCUGCAUGGUGAUGCAUUUGUGAAGGCGGCUCGAGAUAACCGUGGUUUCUUCAUCUGGUGUCAAGAAAAUAUGCUAAUUAAAAAUUUAUGGAAGCUUUGCACUGCAGCGCAAUCGCACAUUUGCCAGGCGACGGUGCCCAUACUGCUGCACUGUAUUACACUACCGAUGGGAUCGGACGUGUUUUGGAAAGUAGUGCAAGAGGCGUUUCAUGACGCUGAUUGGAGAGUUCGGUUCGAAGCAGUAGAACGGGUAACUGUAAUCACGCGCUUCAUGGACACCACGCCACUCCGAACGGAAGUUAGCUUACAAACAUCGCUGGCGACGGCUUUCUGCCAUCUGGUGGCGGCUUGCGAUGAUUUAAAUGUGCAUGUGGCGCAGCGCGCUACCCUUUACCUUGGCACGAUCCACGACUACGCUAUCCAGGCACUUCUUUACUGCCUGGAGAGCCAGUUUGAUAAAUUUAUCAUCGACCGACCGGUGGUAUUGCAGUCAAUCUAUCAGCUCCACAAUUCACUCUCGGAUCGUAAGGUUCUGACAUGGGACUUUUUCCUCAACCGCUUCGACACACUGUUUGUCGAAGCCCAAAUCAACCUGGAGCGUGCCGGCGACAUUUCUUAUCUACGCGAUCUGCGUAAUAGUGAAAACGGCAGUGAGAUCCUGUCAACGAAGAUCAACAAAGCCCGGGAAGCAUUGAGCCAAUCGGAUACGAGCGGCAGUAUGUCGAAGACGCUGAGCGCAUCGUUCGGCGCAAAGUGGCCUUACAAGCGCACAAUGUCCGCUCCAGCUACAAUCAUACCACGACAGGAGUCGAAAGUUGAGAAAGAAAAGGUCUACAAUCGACAAGUGUCUGCGCCGAUUCUGAAGCGAAAGAGCUCACGAUUUGGUUUGGAUGGACACGUUCAUUCGAUCAGUGGCCAAAACGAUGAUUUUCAUAUGGGUAGCCUGUACCGCGUGAUCGAUUUGGAAGAGGCAGACAGGGAAACCAUCCACCUGCUCAUCUUUCUUCUGAUGCAGUUCAUGUCGCGACCGGAUCUGGCUUAUCCUACGGAUGAGAAACCACUGUUUAAAAUUCAGUCGAUUGUGCUCCGACACCUGUAUUUGCUGCUGGGUUACAAUCAAGGGGAGAAGUUCUUUCACUGUGCCCCGAACCGGCUCCGCAGCUCGUCUGUUUUCAAUGCAUUUAUGGCCAAUCUGCCGCAGGUGCUGGACCAAAACUAUCAAAUGGGCUGGAUGCUCCUACCGACAGUCAUCCAGCUGUUGCUGUACGCGCCGAAUCAGACGAACAGUGCUUUCCUGCAGCUGGGACCCGGGACCGAAAAUCACCACAGUGUGGCAACUUACAACUUCUCCAUAUGGUAUCUUGAGCCUCACGUGCGUCGCAACUGGUUGAUGUCGCUGCUGGUCAUAUUGUACAAGUACCAAUACAAGCAGGCGUCGAUGACGGAUCAAGUGCAGAACAUGAUUCGACUAGUUAUUAACUCGCUCGAUGCACAGUUUCACAAGUGUCGCCGUAUUCCAACGACCAUUAUAAUGGACUAUUCGGCGACACGAUUGCGCAAUCAAAGUCAGCCAUCACUCGGUGCCACUUCGGAGCUCGACGACAGGCGCUUGAAUGAUAGCCCUCCACACAGUCCACUGCAGCCCGCAACUCUUGGCCUUUACGCGGGAGACGAUACCUCGCGCAACCGAUCGUCGCGCCUGAAAGGAUCCAAAGGCCCGCGCAAACAUCCUGACGCCAGUUUCGACGGAGACGAUACUGAAUCGGAAUUGGUCGUUAUACCUGAAAGUGACGUGUCGGACAGUACUCUGCAGGAGAGCAGUGUCCAGGGAUCGCUUGAGGACACCGCUAGUAACGAAGACGAUUCGAACGCACUGAAACAUGACACAGCAUGCAAAACGGUUGUGCGUUCAACAAACGAAAACCGGGCAAACCUGCCUGCCGCCGGUGGGCCGCCAAAGUUGGGCACCGCAACGACAAUGUCGCAACAAGGAGCGCAUCAAAUGAGUACAUCGAAAAAAAACUAUCAAGCGUCGUCCGAACAAACCGAGAUACACGACAGAAAGAUAGAAAAUGACAAGCGGAUAACGGUACCGGAAAAGGUAGAAAAGCAGGAAAAGAUAAGCAGUAACAUCUUUAGAAUGGCUUCGGCAUUUCAGCUAAACUCACAGAAGUGUUCCGUACAGGAGGGUGUUCGGAUGAUGGUUACUUCGUCUAUGCUCGGCCAACCUAAGGCUCAAGCCGUACUCAAUCCAUUUGCGAAUGUGCAAAAAGCUAUCGUCGUUACGCAGAGCACCGGCAGCAGUAGUGGAUCGAAUGUAACGAAGGAAGUAGCUUCAAAGUCUGCGGAAUCUCGCUCAAUACAAGAUGAACAGAGUGGUAACGAGAAGAAAACGACAUGCGCAACCGAGCAAAGGCAGUCCACAAAUCAGGUGGUUCAACAAGCACUGGGAUCGUUGAACAGAUGCACGCCUCCACGUGACAAUGACCAAUGCCAGGCAAGCUCUUCAUUUGCGUCCGAUUCCAGUCAUGAAUUCAAGGUACAGUCUUUAGAAAAAAUGCCCGCACUCUUCGGAUCAUCGAAGUUGCUGCUCGAAGGGAAAGGCGCGUUGUCAACCGCUUUACCUAAAACAUACCUUCACCAGCUGCCACUGCCUUCCCUUGAACGACUGUUACCUAUCGGGCAAUAUGCUACCGAGAAUGUGAACGCCAUAGUCGAGACGGUACGAGAAGGGCUAGGCUUAUCGGACGUCCCAGUUCUAUCAAAUGGUGCAACCGACGAACAGUCAAAUAUUCCGGCAGACCUCAUCCAUGUACGAGAAGCAUCGACGGCAUCACCCAGAAAAUUGACUAAACAGUCUGCGCUGGAGUCGCCGCCACAAAACCUCGACAAUGAUGACGGUCGUGAUAGCGGCGGGUUUGGGAGCACCGUAUUGCCAAUGCAAACGGCAGACUGUGCGGAAAAAUCUGGCAACAAGCGAAUGGAAGCAAAGGAAGCAUCUAAACAAACGCACAGUACGAAAACAGCAGGAGCCUCUCACAAAGACACUCGGGUCAAGUACGCCGGGUCAUGGCCACCUGAAGCAAAAGUCGAAUCGGAUAUUGACGAUCCGGAAAGUUCGUCAUGUCCGGAGAAAUCGAGCAGUCUUCGUAUCGGAGAUGAGUGUAUCUGUGAACGUUGCUCAGAAUGUGGUGCAAUUAAGGAGCAAUACACAGACGAAGAAACAGGAAUUAUGCUGAUCGUACUGGGCACCUUUAUCCAUCGCGAACCAUCACUCGGAGCACCGUUUUUGCCGGAUAUUUUGGCCAUCGUCUCAAGGAUUUCGUUGCAUCCGACGUUCCCGUGGCGCUGUGAAAAUUUAACUCACUUACCAGGAGGCUCACAGUCCGUUGCACAUCAAUUUAUUCGAUGUGUUUUGCAUCAGCUCGCACCAAAUGGCGUGUUCUACCAAGUAUUCCUGAGUCAAAAAGACGAAAUUACUCGCAAGCGAUUCUAUCGAAGUGUGUCAAACAGUUUAAAUGAUUUCUCGGAACUAAACCCCACAAGUCCCAUACAGAUGUUGGCAGAAACACUCAAUGCCAAGAAAACACUCCCAAUUGAUUUGAUGCCGGUGAUUUUCCGCAACUUGGCCGAAUAUCUUCAGUGCGUACCGGUAGACUGUAUUGCCGGCAGUGUGUGGUCGCCAGUAGUACAAAGUCUGGACAGCCUGUUCCGUCGCGUUAUUUUGAUUCUUCCCAGCAUGACUGGAACAGAGCACUUGCUUGAAAUCAUAGUAUGCUUGCUGAAGGUGCCGCAACUGUCUAAGACUAUUUUGGAACCGUUUUCUAAAAUAAUAAGCUACGCGAUUCAGAACUUGCGGUUGACGCAUAAGAUACUGGUCGAAAUUUGUAAUCUCAGCGGACGAGCAUUCACAAAGGAACGCGAUAAGUUGUACCUGGGACGCCAAAUAGUAUUCGAUCUGGUACAGGCUCUGAAAUUCAAAAUCAACGUACCCGACAUCAAUCUGUUGCUGUUGGUGGGCUUCCUGCUUCAAGAUGCCGGAGGUAUACUUCCGCCCUGUAUUAGCGGUGAAAUGUCCGUGGGAGAAUCGUACGUGCACAUCAACUGUAACAUAACCGACUGCAUGCGACAACCGUACUUGAACGAUAUACUGGAAUUUUUGGCCGAUUUCCACACAUUGAGCAAAAUAAAGAAUCUGAAAGCAUCCGGCACGGGCCCUGGAUUAUGUGAGGAUACAAUUGGUGGCGUGCUAAAAGGAGCUAUAGCACAGUAUCUUGCGUUGGAGAUGUCACGAGGAAAUUCCAAAGAUAGUCGAACGGUUUCCAAAUAUCUUCCUUGGUUGAACAACGCGCCAUCGUCAUUGCAGCAAGGACCGAAAGAGUUUACAGAAUGUGUUGGUCAUAUGAGGUUACUAUCGUGGCUGCUUAUGGGAUCACUUACCCAUACAGCAUUAGUAGUGCGCAAGAUGGGCAUUGGAACAGCAGCUCCACACCAGGCGCACCUAAGAAACUGCAGCCUCAUAAUACAACCCGUGCCUCAAGAAGCCAGCUGCCACAUUGCGGAUCACGUGCAAGUGAUAUUUGCCGGAUUCGCAGAGCAGUCGAAAACAUCCGUUCUGCACAUGUCUUCCUUGUUCCAUGCGUUCACACUGUGCCAACUGUGGACAGUGUAUCUUGAGCAGGUAGCAAGUCUAGCAGCAAUUUCAUCCGAGACGUACAAUACUACUCUGAGUGUGCUGUUCGAGUUUUGGGCCAAAGUUACACCGUGUAUUUUGCAGUUGGUGUCUCACUCGAAGCUUUCAGAAAGUGUGAAUCUUCAUUUUUUGGGACUUCUAGAGUCUCUGAAAGAGACAAGAUCUACAAUAUUGGCCAAGUUAUUGCCUCUAUGGACACCGGUGCUUUCGUCUAACACACAACUCUCGGGAACACUGCACGUGCGAUUGCAGAACUGUCGCGACGCAGUGCCCAACCUCGAAGAGCAAGAUUUUCACGCAUCAGAGGCUCUGCUGAAGUGGUUGCAACGUUUGCAAUUCAAGAUGGGACAGAUCGAGCUCCAAUCAUCCACUGCAACACAAUUCUAUUCUAUAUAAACACAUUUUUUGAUUUUCUGCUGCUCGCCGCAAAUGCACGAGAUUAUCGACUGGAAUCACAUUCAACGACACAUCACUCAGCUACUCCCAGAAUACAGUACACUGAAUACUUUCAAAUUUACAGUAUGUAAACGAUAAAGAACGAC